UGCUGGGCUCAGGAAACAAGAAUACUGUGCAUGACAAAACAUUGAGCAACGUUAAAAGAAAUAUUCUGUAAGACUUAACCAUUAUACCUUUCCCGUUGUUUUAUUGUCUGAACAUCAUGGAAAAUGCUUCAGAAAAUACGAAAAGCAAAAUUGAGCGGAAGGAAGAAGUCGUCUUUUUGAGGAAGAAAGUUGGGUUGUUCCGAGCCAUUUCGUUUUUAAUUGGUACAAUUAUCGGCAGCGGUAUAUUCAUUUCACCAAAAGGAGUCUUGGUCAACUCUGGGAGCGUCGGCGCAUCCCUGGUGAUCUGGCUGGCCUGUGGAAUACUCUCAAUGUUGGGAGCUCUAUCAUAUGCAGAACUUGGAACAAGCAUUAAGAAAUCCGGUGGUCACUAUAUCUAUAUUCUGGAGACUUUGGGCCCACUUCCAGCCUUCCUUCGAUUAUGGAGUGAAAUCAUCAUAAUCAGACCAGCAAUCACUGCUGUUGUUGGCUUGUCGUUUGGACGCUACAUCGUUGAACCAUUCUUUGCCCCUUGUCCUGCUCCAGCUUUGGCAGUAAAGCUUCUCACAGUUGUUGGAGUCUCAUUGGUUGUAUGCAUAAAUUCUUGGAGUGUGAACUGGACUGCCCGAAUUCAAAUCAUCCUCACAUUUUCUAAACUGGUGGCACUGGGAUUGAUCAUCAUUCCGGGGAUGAUGGCUUUGGCCCAAGGUCGCAAUGAAAACUUUCAAAAUGCUUUUAACAGCAGUUCAGUCCCACUAGACAAAGUUCCAUUGGCUUUCUAUUCAGGCAUGUUUGCUUACAGUGGCUGGUUUUAUAUGAACUUUGUCACAGAGGAGAUUAUUAACCCAGAAAGGAAUAUUCCUCUGGCAAUUGUCUCCACUCUGAUUCUUAUUACAGUACUGUAUCUGCUUGUAAAUGUGGCUUACUACACUGUACUGACGGCAGAUGAAGUGAUGGCAUCUGGUGCAGUAGCUGUGACUUUUGCAGAUCGGACACUGAAAAGCUUUUCCUCAGUGAUUCAAAUUCUUGUGUCACUGUCGUGCCUUGGGGCAAUAACUGGAGGACUAUUUUCUGUUUCCAGAGUAUUCUUUGUGGCUUCAAGAGAAAACCAAUGGCCAACAAUCUUCUCCAUGAUCCACAUCCGGCACCACACUCCACUUCCAGCUGUAGUUCUGAUAUAUCCACUGGUCAUCCUGAUGAUUUUCAUUGGUGAUCUGUAUGGUUUGCUGAAUCUAAACAGCUUUCCCCGUUGGCUCUUUAUGGGGUUAGUAACCUUUGGACUCAUCCGACACCGUUAUAAACAGCCUGAUCUAUACCGUCCAUUCAAGGUUCCAGUUAUCAUACCUGGAAUCUUUAGUGCACUAUGUCUGUUCAUAGUGGGCAUGUCCCUUUACUCUGACCCCCUCAGCACUGGGAUUGGCUGUGCUUUAACACUUUCUGGUGUACCUGUCUAUUACCUGAUGAUAAGCAGGCAUCAACGACCAGCCUGGUACAGAAAAGCACUUUAUCUCUUCACUGUCAAACUGCAAACUUUAAUGGAAGUAGUGCAACAGGAGAUCGUAACCUACUGAAAAUCUGCAGAGCACACGAUCCUUUCUGUAUAUUUACAACAGAAUCAUUGCAAGGGAUCAUUCACAAAGCACAUGUCCUGAAUGAUAGGCUUUGAUCAGUGUGUGAAAACCCCAUUCUCACCAGCUGUGUGUGUAAAAUUGUUAUGUAAGGAAAUCUGUUAAUUUCACUUGCUUAUUCUAUUCUAACUGCUCUGAAUUCUAAAUAUAAAUGUAAACUGCUGGAUAAGCUAUGCAUAGCUGUCAGCAUUUGCAUUUAUAAAUGUAUUUCGACAAAUUCAAAUGAGGGGACUAAAAUGAUAAAGGGGAAGAGUUAGAGAUAGUAAGAAACAGUAACUUAUUGUGGUUUUUAUUCACAUACAGUACAAUGAAUUGCUCAGUUGUGUGUGUGUGUGAACUGAUACAUUGAUGAGACUUACCCCAAAAAUAGGGUCCUUAAUUUGCACAAAAGCUUAGGAGUCCAGGAAAGCAGCUUCUAAAAAUUCUCAUUUUGCUUGAAAUGGAUAUUACUGAGUAAUUUUAAAAUUUAAUGUAAACUACUGAAAUCAGCAAACACCUAACUACAUCUAUUGAGAUCUGUAGUCAACAAUUAUCAAAUAUCACCAAACUAAUAAAAUUCCUACCAUUCAGGUGGAUUGCUUUUUUUACCUAUUUUGUGAAAUAUUUUAAUGAAAAGUUCAAAUUACAAAUGAUUAUUAUUCUGGCAUGUUUGUAUGAAUUCAAGAAAAGGCAAUGCAGAUAAUUUCCAGAAUAGUGCAAAAUUUUCUGUGUUCUGCACAUUUUUGAGGAAUAUCAUUAAUGACAAAUUGUGGAUGGAGAUGUAUGUGUGAAUAGUUUGUGUGUACAUGCUGAAGAUGCUGAGUGAGAAUUAUGCACACACUGGAGAUGGAGAAACAAGAAGAUAGACUGUGGUUGCAUGUUGCUGGUUUGUGACAACAGGGAGGACUCAUGCUUACAAAACUGGGAACCUUGCACCUUCAUAAAAGGAUGUACACCUUCAAAAACCUGACAAUUCAAAUGUCCAGA
Messenger RNA from Pristis pectinata (smalltooth sawfish), 2591 nucleotides. Its product is annotated as cystine/glutamate transporter-like. The transcript has 12 exons. Lineage: Eukaryota; Metazoa; Chordata; Chondrichthyes; Rhinopristiformes; Pristidae. Gene Ontology annotation, molecular function: L-amino acid transmembrane transporter activity. Gene Ontology annotation, biological process: amino acid transmembrane transport. Gene Ontology annotation, cellular component: membrane. The record is from RefSeq and is a predicted model, not a curated record. The coding region runs from base 117 to 1568 and encodes 483 amino acids.